Messenger RNA from Notothenia coriiceps (black rockcod), 422 nucleotides. Its product is annotated as glutamate receptor 2-like. The annotation marks the transcript as partial. The transcript is spliced from 3 exons. Gene Ontology annotation, cellular component: membrane. NCBI's taxonomy places the organism in Eukaryota, Metazoa, Chordata, Actinopteri, Perciformes, Nototheniidae. Gene Ontology annotation, molecular function: ligand-gated monoatomic ion channel activity. The record is from RefSeq and is a predicted model, not a curated record.
CCCCUACGUCAUGAUGAAGAAGAAUUCCGAGCAGUUUCAAGACAAUGACCGUUAUGAAGGUUAUUGCGUAGAUUUGGCUGCAGAGAUUGCAAAGCAUUGUGGUAUACGUUACCAGCUCAGGAUUGUGGGGGAUGGCAAAUACGGAGCGAGAGAUGCAGAAACCAAGAUCUGGAAUGGUAUGGUUGGAGAGCUGGUGUAUGGGAAAGCAGAUAUCGCAAUUGCUCCUCUGACCAUCACUCUUGUUCGUGAAGAAGUGAUAGAUUUCUCCAAACCAUUCAUGUCUUUGGGAAUCUCCAUCAUGAUCAAGAAGCCGCAGAAAUCCAAACCAGGAGUCUUCUCCUUUCUGGACCCACUCGCCUAUGAAAUCUGGAUGUGCAUUGUCUUCGCCUAUAUAGGAGUUAGUGUGGUUCUCUUUCUGGUAA